Molecule: messenger RNA, 1179 nt
Organism: Plasmodium vinckei vinckei
Lineage: Eukaryota; Apicomplexa; Aconoidasida; Haemosporida; Plasmodiidae
Product: conserved Plasmodium protein, unknown function
Exons: 1
Coding region: 1-1179 (392 amino acids)
Source: RefSeq, a predicted model, not a curated record
AUGAUUAAUCUUCGUAGUACUUUAUUUCUUGUGGCAAAUAUAUUUUUUCUUUUUUUAUAUUCCUUUAGCUGUCUUUAUAUUGAAGACACUAUUAAAAUUAAAAUUAAUAAUAUAAGAACAGGAGAUUUUAUAAAGAUAUGUUGUGAUGAUUUUUGUUCCUUUUUAGAUUAUGAUGUAAACAAAAAAACAUAUUUAUUUAUAAAAAAAAAUAACAUUAUUUUAUAUAAAUGUAAACACAUUUUAAAAGUAUAUAAUUCAAGAAAUUAUAUUUUUUAUUUCAUAAAUUAUAUUUUUUUAAAAAAUGAAAAUAGUAUAAUCGAAUUUGGCGACUCCUUUGAAAAUGAAAAAGGAAAUUUCACUUUUUGGAAACCAACUUUUGAAUUUAUGAAUAUAAAAAAUAAAUAUGUUUAUAUUCCUAAUGGCUAUUAUGAAAUAAAAAAGGUUAGCAGCAAUUGUAUAAAGUCAAACGAAUGGAAUGAAAAACAUAAAAGCAUAACCUCGUUUAUGCAAAUAAUUAAAGAUUUUAUUUUGGAAAUUAAAAAAGGAAACUUCAUAAUUUUUGAUAACAUAUAUAAACAGAAUGAACAGCUUACUAGUUCUAUUCUAUCAAAUUGCAAUAAAGAAAAAACAACGACUUAUAAUCCCACUACCUUCCCAAUGAUGACAGCAGGGAAGACAAAAAAUAUAUAUAUGACAAUCUAUGAAAUAUAUUAUUUAUUAAUAGAUGCAAUUUUUUAUAAGCCUUCCAUAUUAAUAAUUUCUUAUAUUUUACCCCUUUGGAAUUCAAUUUUUAAAAAAUAUAAUACAAGUCUAAAUGUAUAUCUAUAUAAUAACGAUAGCAACCAUUGUGGCUAUUGGGGGCAAGUAGAAAAGGAUAAAUGUAAUAAAUUUCUAAAAAUAAAUUUUAAUAAUAUUUCAAAAAAUGGAACAAUAAUAAUAUUACUUAUCGCAUUAAUAAUAUUUAUAUUGAAAAGAAAAACAUGGAAAACAAAAACUCAACAAAAUAGCAAAACACAAAACUCAAGAGUUAAUCAAAAUAUACUUGCUGAAAUACAUGUUGAAUAUAAGAAUAAAGUACAAACAAACUUUGGAUCGAAAAUAAAAGAUAUUACUGAUGAAGACUUAAUAAAUUUAAUAGCUCAUAACAAGGCAGAAACAAUAAUUGUAUGUCAACCGUAG